AUGACUUGGACUCUCGGGGUUGAAAUUGUGGGUCCUUCGGCUCGUAUCGAGCUACGACAUAGGACUCAAGGGACCAACACAAGAUGCAUCUCAAAUGCUGAUAUUCUUCACCAUGCCGUGGCCAAGAAUUCUCAGGCCAAAGCCCAAUCUCAAGAGUCUUAUCACCAUGGCGUUAUUCCAUCCCAAAGUCGGAAGUUUUUCCCUGUAGAUGAGACCUCAUCGAACAAAGGAAAGCCAAAAAGCUCAGCCCUAUUAGGUGUUGUCUCCAGUCAGUGCUACCGCCAGCCUCGAUUUUUCGCAUGGACGAAGAAAUCGGAUGAGAAUGCAUCAGGAAACGAGCUUUCUGAUGCUUAUUCCUCAAGUUCGCAAGCACAUAUACGGUCUGGAAGCCCGCCGCUUGAACAACCACAAUCAAGGACCCUAACCUCUGAGUCACAUCAAGAACCUUCCUAUGCAGUUAGAUCCUUGUCUCCACAGAUAGCUCUUGGUGAAACCAGGCCAGAUCCGUUUGAUGCGCUGCCCUCGCCGCCAAAUGAUGAAUCGCAGCAACUAGUGGAUUGCUGGAUCUCAAAGUUAACCCCAUGGCCAGGAAAGAACCAUUUUAUGAAGCAAUCUGUGUACAAAGAAGCUAUGAUGCACACCAUGACUUUUCACGUUUGUGUAUUUACGUACACCGCUCGCUAUCUAGCUAGCGUGUCAACUAAGAAUAACAUUCAAAGUUCUUCGUACGUCUCCCCUGCUGAGAACAUGCUCAACGCGUACCCGGGAAAUAGUCAAUACCAAGGGGAUGGUGCUUCGACGAUGGCGUUCACUGCUCUAUCUGUACAAGAGGCCAGAUACGGGAACAAAUGCAAAUCCAUCAAGUACUUGGAUGCCGCACUGCAGAGCUUGAGUCGACGAAGAUAG
Messenger RNA from Paracoccidioides brasiliensis Pb18, 906 nucleotides. RefSeq lists its product as uncharacterized. Bases 1 to 906 code for a protein of 301 amino acids. The record is from RefSeq and is a predicted model, not a curated record. The transcript has 5 exons.